CGCCUCGCCUCGCCCCGCCCGCCCGGGCCGGAUCCCCGCUACUUUCCCCGCUGCCGAGGAUGGCGAGCGCUUUGGCUGCCUUAGCAGCAGCCCGUGGCCGGGCGCUGCUCCUGGGCGCGCUGCUCUCCCAGCUGGGCCCCUGCUCAGGUAAUUCAGAACUGUCAACAGCAGUUAAUAUAACUUGGUCAUCAAUCAAUUUCAAAACAAUACUACAGUGGCAACCCGAGCCAACCAACUAUGUCUAUACAGUAGAAAUAUCUGGAAUCAACUCAAACUGGGAAAAAGUGUGCGUCCACACAAAAGAAACAGAGUGUGACGUUACUGACAAACUGGAGAAGGUAAAAGACACCUAUACUGCACACAUAGUGUCUGAAAUGCUUUCAGGGACAGAAAAGUUUGAGGAGCCGUCCUACGCAAUCGCCCCAAAAUUCACACCUUACAAUCAGACUACAAUUGGGAGACCAGAGAUUCAAACUUAUGAACUAACUGACUCCAAGCUGAAAGUGUUGGUUGAAGAUCCACUUACACCAUACAGAUUUACCAAUAAAAGCUUUAAAAGUAUCAGAGAGAUUUUUAAAAAUGACCUGGAAUAUACACUCUAUUAUUGGAAAGAUCAAAGUACAGGAAAGAAAGAGGCAACAACAAAAAGUAAUCAAUUUGAAAUAAGCAUUGACAAAGGGAAGAACUACUGCUUUUAUGUACAGGCAAUUAUUCUCUCUCGCAGAGAGAACCGCAAAAGUCAAGAGAGCAAGAUGAAUUGUACCAGCCAUGAGAGAAAUGUUUUGGAUGAGUAUGGAACCGAAGUGUUUAUUAUCAUAGCAGCUGCAGCCAUUGUAAUCCUUAUUAUAAUCAUUGGCUUGUCUGUGACCCUGUAUAAAUGCAAGAAAACAAAAGCUGCAAAGGAAAAAGAAACCAUGCCACUUAAUGAUAUUUAGGAAAAACACAAGAAGUGCCUUUUGUUACUAUUUCAAAUGCUGCUGCAUUCCCAGACAGAAAAGCUUAUGGUACUUGAAGGGAAAAAACUGCUGUCUCUAAAUAUUAUUAGCCUUUACUUAAGUGUAAAGGAACACUUCCCGUUUCUGUGAAACAUUUUGUUUUUUUUAUAUUUUAAAGCAAAAAACACUACUAUUGUUUUAAUUUUAACAAUGUUAAACUGAUGAAAUGUUAGCUCACAAAUAUGAAAAUACUACUAUUCCUUCUGCACUUCAUGGAGAAGUCAAUUUUAAAUUGGUUAUUCUGUAUAUCAGUUGAUAUAAGUUAUCAAAACUAAAUGACUGUGUCUAUAUGACAUCCUAACAACUUCACUUGUGAGGAAGUGAGAGUACCAUAUCAAAAACUAACAUUCAAAACCAUAAUACAACAGAUCCAAACUUCUAACAAUCAAUAUAGAGACAGAAUUGCCUGUCUAAACUGUAAAAUAUACUUUAGGCAACUCCAGGUGCUAAACUGAGUACUUUGCAAUUCAUUUGAAUCAAUAGGUAACUAAUUUCCUGCACAUACUCAAUAGGAAGAAGAAUUUAGCACUUAUAUUUUAUACUGAUGAUUAAACACUUGAGAGAUCACUAUUUUAUUUUUAUAAUGGGAUGUCUAUAUAAAUGAACUACUUGGGUGAUGUGAUUUAGAGGUACCUCAUACUACUACAGUUUCUAAUAUAUUUAUGAUUUUUAUAAAUGGGAAUUUUUAUAUUGGUGAUAUUUGUAUAUAUUGUGUUAACUUAUUUAAUAUAAUUUCUUACUGAAAUAAAGGUGAAUGGAAAAACAAGA
This is a messenger RNA of Caretta caretta (loggerhead turtle), 1763 nucleotides long. It is a transcript of the gene F3, whose product is annotated as coagulation factor III, tissue factor. Gene Ontology annotation, cellular component: plasma membrane. The record is from RefSeq and is a predicted model, not a curated record. Gene Ontology annotation, molecular function: cytokine receptor activity; protein binding. Gene Ontology annotation, biological process: blood coagulation; cytokine-mediated signaling pathway. NCBI's taxonomy places the organism in Eukaryota, Metazoa, Chordata, Testudines, Cheloniidae.